AUGUCCGACUCGAAUCCGCCUCUGUCUGCGCCUCCCUCUGCGUUCUCUCUACCGGCUCCCGCCGCUUCCGAGGCUCUCAACCUGGGCGGCGCGUAUCUCUAUCGUCUGUUCAACGGCUCUGGAGAUGACUCCGCUAUCGAGGCGCCGCCAUUCCACUCGACGUACUAUCACGGCGAAGCGGUAGCAACUAGUGCGGCUGGCGUGCCUCCAGACCUGUGGGCUCCACCGCAUGCCUUCGUGCCCGAAUCAUCUGCGGUUGCUGCUGAGGAUAUUCCUAGCUCGGCGUAUCCGCCGACCCCCGUCUCUUACAAGAUGCAGCUGUCCGACCUCGUCGCGCUGACGAAAAGAAUUCGGGGGGCGAAGGACGUACAGGACGCAGGUCGCGCGUCGUCUUCCUUCGUCAAAUACGAGGAUGCGACAGAGACUGGCGAUGGUUUGGCUCAAACGCACGCCUCACCACAGAGCUUAGGCAUCGGCCGUCCUCAGCCUGGAGAGUCGGCAAGCGACAGCAGCAAUGCAUUUGUCGCAGACGACCGCGUUGCUCCCGGAAUGGUGGUUGAUGGGGAGGAGACUAGUGAGGAUGAAGACGAGGCCGUCACGCCUUGCGGAGAGAUGGAGAUGUUCAUCGGGCAUAGACGGCCCGUCGGUCAACCAGCUGGCAUCUGUGUAAAGCAAGAGGGCCGCGAUGAACCGGCGAUAGCGGAUGGGAUGUCAGAGGAGUCGUAG
Messenger RNA from Trametes versicolor FP-101664 SS1, 726 nucleotides. RefSeq lists its product as uncharacterized. NCBI's taxonomy places the organism in Eukaryota, Fungi, Basidiomycota, Agaricomycetes, Polyporales, Polyporaceae. The record is from RefSeq and is a predicted model, not a curated record. The transcript is spliced from 2 exons. The coding region runs from base 1 to 726 and encodes 241 amino acids.